Messenger RNA from Trematomus bernacchii (emerald rockcod), 2586 nucleotides. Its product is annotated as cytochrome P450 2K1-like. NCBI's taxonomy places the organism in Eukaryota, Metazoa, Chordata, Actinopteri, Perciformes, Nototheniidae. Gene Ontology annotation, biological process: xenobiotic metabolic process. The record is from RefSeq and is a predicted model, not a curated record. The coding region runs from base 214 to 1731 and encodes 505 amino acids. Gene Ontology annotation, molecular function: heme binding; oxidoreductase activity, acting on paired donors, with incorporation or reduction of molecular oxygen, reduced flavin or flavoprotein as one donor, and incorporation of one atom of oxygen; iron ion binding. Gene Ontology annotation, cellular component: intracellular membrane-bounded organelle; cytoplasm. The transcript is spliced from 9 exons.
UAAAGGCAUUCUGAUUCUGAUUAAAUAUCAUAGACAUGCCUGCUAAAUGAGUAAUUUAAUGUUUGUGUCCUGCCCAAUGACACUGGGUGUGUUGGCUGCAGGGAGUGGGAUUGCCCUUUGACCAUCAGAUGAAUAGAUAAGCACAUUACCCGCCUGGGCUGUUUCCAUACCACAAGCUCCAAAAGAAAGAAGGAAGCUUUUUCUUUUGAAAUCAUGGCGCUAUUGGAUCUGUUUCUCCAGUCUUUCAGUUCCAUCUCCCUGUUUGGAGCUCUGGUUGUCCUGCUGCUCGUCUACAUUCUCUCCUCCUCCAGCUUCAGCUCCCAGGAUGAAGGGAAGGGACCUCCAGGUCCAAAACCACUUCCCCUACUUGGGAACCUGCUGCAGCUUGACCUCAAGAGACCCUACCACACAUUUAUGGAGCUUUCCAAGAAAUAUGGAUCCGUUUUCACAGUGCAUUUGGGACCCCAAAAAGUGGUGAUCCUGGCUGGAUACAAAACUGUGAAGGAGGCACUUGUCAACUAUGCAGAUGAGUUUGGUGACAGAUAUUCAACGCAAAUAACAAAAGAAACUAGUGGAGGCCAUGGACUUGUAUGGUCCAACGGUGAAUCAUGGAGAGAGAUGAGGCGCUUUGCCAUGACUAACCUCAGAGACUUUGGAAUGGGCAAGAGGGCUAGUGAGGACACAAUCAUUGAGGAAUGCACCUACCUCAUUGAAGUGUUAAAGAAAAGUAAAGGAGAAGCUUUUGAUACAACUCAACCCAUAUACCAGGCGGUGGCUAAUAUGAUCUGCUCAAUUGUUUAUGGCAGCAGAUUUGAAUAUGAUGAUGCAGAGUUUACAUCACUGGUACAUCGAGCAAUCAGAUCUAUCCAACUCCUGGGCUCCCCGUCAAUACAGGUGUUUAACAUGUUCCCAUGGAUCGGUAAAUGGAUUGCUGACAGAAAGGAACUUCACACGAUAAUUGCUGAGAGCAAGAAACGUAAUCAGCAGUUGUUUAGUCGUUUGAAAGAGACCCUCAAUCCACAGAUGUGCAGAGGACUUGUGGACGCCUUUCUGCUCCGAAAGCAAAAUCUGGAGGAAUCCGGAAUCACCGACAGUCACUUCCAUGAUAAAAACCUGAUACAGACGGUUCUUAAUCUCUUUACUGCUGGCACUGACACAACAGCAACUACACUGAGAUGGGCACUACUAUAUAUGGCCAAGAAUCCAAAAAUACAAGAACAGGUCCAGGAGGAGCUAAGCAAGGUUAAAGGAGGUUGUCAAGUGCAGGUUGAGGACAGGCAACACCUGCACUUCACAAAUGCCGUCAUCCACGAAAUCCAGCGACUGGCUAACAUCCUCCCCAUGGCACUUCCUCACAAAAUGAGCCAAGACAUCACUUUCCAGGGUCACUUCAUUAAGAAGGGGACCACAGUGUAUCCUCUCUUGACAUCCGUCCUGUGUGAUGAGACUGAGUGGGAACACCCCAGCAGCUUUUAUCCUGCUCACUUCCUGGACAAAGAUGGGAAGUUUGUCAAGCGAGAUGCCUUCUUGCCUUUUUCAGCAGGUCGCAGGCAGUGUCCUGGGGAGAGUCUGGCAAGAAUGGAGAUUUUUCUCUUCUUUACCAGCCUCUUGCAGCACUUUCGUUUUACUCCUCCUCCAGGAGUUUCGGAGGAUGAAUUGGAUCUGACUCCAAUAGUGAGCGCUGCCGUGAGCCCGUCGCCUCAUAAACUGUGUGCUGUUCCUGUUGUGUGAGCUUUACAAUGCUGCUUUUCUAACAGUCAACGGUGCGAGUUGGUUCAAGAUUGAAGAUUUUGAGUUGUACAUCAUUAUAUUAAAUGUAGUGAUAAAGUAGGCCAAGAUCAGAUUUUCAAUAUCAAUGAUGUAAUUUAAAUUAAUAGACAUCUUUCUCUUUAGUUUUGAAUGUCAAGCGUCACUACUUAAGCAGCUUCAACCAAUUUGUAAUUGUCUUUAUUACUAAUAACGCUCACUGAUAUGCUCAUCUUAAUGUCUCAUAAUAAAAGAGACUCCACUGCCAACAAGGAAUAAUAGUGAAGUGAAACUUAACAGUAUCCCAAAGGAACAAGUUUACCUCGAUACCUUUCAGGUCCAAUGGAAUGAUCUACAAACACAAUGAUUACCACGCUUAGUGGAAAAAAGUUCCCAAUAAUGAAGUAAGCCACUUGGUUAGAUUAAGCUAAAGAUCAUGGUUUGGUUUAAAACAAGAACUUUAUUAUAUUAUUAAAGUAAUGGAGAUAAAUCAAAUAUAAGUUCUUGGUUGACUAAUAGUUUUACACGGAACACCAAUCUCCUCCGUGAAAGUCCAGUGUUUGUUUGACCAUCCUAUGCAAACGACCUCCUUACGGAGACAGCACUUCCUCUGAGUAAAACCUUGUUUGUGAAAGAUCAAACACAGAUGUAAUCCGAGACAAAAAAUGUUCCUUCAAAACGGGGUUUCAAAAGAGCGGUUUUGUUUUUAUGAAACCUUAUUUUUAGGAGACCAGGCAGCUUCAAUGAAAUGUGCUAUUAUUAUAGGGCGCAGAACAUCAUGCUGAAUCUGUGUAUCUGUAAAUGCUGUAUCUCACACAGAAGAUUGACAAUAAAGUUGAC